CACAUUUAUCCCCGCAUUUGUAGUUAUAGCACAUCGGUUCCUAAUUCGUGUAUCGGGAAUGAGGAGUUAUAUCGCAUUUUAGCCUAAAUUGUGCAGCCGAAUCACUUGAACGCGCUCAUGCUAAUUUUCCCCAUUGAUUUAAUUAUUACAUAUUUUAUUAUUACAAAACACACUCGCUUCCUGUUGAACAUCUAAACAAACAUAUUUAAUGUCACAUUUAAUUACAAUAUGUGCGUGUGUGUAUCUUGCCUAAUUAGCUACCGUGUUUCCAUCAUGUAGGCUUAGGGGCGUUUAUUUACUCAAAUGCAGAGAGAACUUGGCACCUUUUCAGGGUAAGGUCUUCAUUACAUUUUGCCCAUCAUCCAAAAUCCGUAUGAGACAUAUCUUUCAUUUUUAUGUGUGUUCUAAAGAUAUAAAAACAGAAACUCAUUACUGCAUGUAUUGGAACCACUUAUUAUGCCUAUAAAGCCUUCUGAAAAGGCCUAACAAUAUGCACCAUUUACAUAUUUCAUUAAUUUGACGUUAGUUACAAGCUACAGAGACAUUAUUUUUAUUAUUAACAUUGUUACACCGACCAAACUACAUUACAGUCAUAUUGACACUUAGCUAGAACACAUUAGCUCGCUACCAGCCGGCUAGCAACUAGCUUCAACACAGGCUCACUUGCAGCAUGUCAGAGUGGCGCUAACAAUGCCUCAGACCACUCCAAAAAUAUAAGGCGACAUAUUUGAGUUCAUUUCUACAGCAUAUUGCUAUGUGAAAUCAAUGCACCGAGGAAUGAUGUUCCGGUUAUGCUUAAAAUGGCCAAAAUACUGUAAUUAUUAAUUACAUUAAUCAUGAAUGUAGUUGCUACUACAUAGUCACAGCAUGUAUAUAAAACUAUAAUACCUUGUUAGAGGUUGUUGGAGGUGUUUUAGUUGCAGUCUUUGUAGGCGGCAUAGGAGGAUCCCAUUAUGUGCAGUAACAAGUUGUCUCAUUUUAUCUGUUUUUAUAUCUUUAGAACGCACAGAAAAGCGACAGACUUGUGUUUAUGUCUCACAUAAGAUUUGUGGAUGAUGGGCAAACUUACCCCCAAAGAGCAGUUUUCCUUUAAAGCGAUGUCUUCUUGUACAAAUGUAUGUUUAUAUAUUUUUAAACAAUAUUGAUAAGAAUUGGGACAUUUCUUUGUAUUUGUGGACAGUGGUCCUGUUGAAUGAUUUGGGUGCGGUUUCUAUUAGAGCAUUUUUUAUGUAUUCUUACAUCUGAAAUGGAAAAAUAUAGAUUACACCGUGUACAGUACAUAUUUUAUUGUUUAUGUAUAACAUUUUAUGAAUGUUAUUACUGUUUAUUAGAGAUCAUAGUAGUCCCCCAAAUUGUAUUUAUUUACGUGGUUUUGCCCUUAAAAUUCUUGGAGGAAAUAGCCAAAUAGUUCAGAAGCAAUAAUCCUUUUAGAUUGAGGAAAAAUAGCAACUCUGAUGAGCUUAACCUUCUAUUUUGUGCUUCAGUAAAGCAUUUUGCGUUGCACAACAGCAACAACUAUGCAUUCACGGUGUCACCAUGUGUGCUGGACUUGUUUUCACACCAUCACAUGAUUCUCUUUAGCACCAAUAAGAUGCUUAAACACCUUAAUCACACCAAAAAAACUGCUUAGAUUAUUUUUGUUGACUCUAUUUGGACGCUAUUAUUCACCCGGAAGGCUGGGAAAUAGGAAUAAGGAAUAGGUUCUAGAAUAAUAACUGUUGUGUGCACAUAUCUUACCAAAAAUAUCUGCUGACAGCAUCAUUUUGUUUUUUUGCUAAACCAAGAUACACACGUGUGCUUACAUAAAGGAGGAAACACAGCAAGCGUUGGUGUUGCGCAACACAGCUUGGUUAUAUACUCACUGGACACUACAUUAGGUACACCUGCACAGGUUCGAUAAGAUCCAAUAUAAGAUAAGUCAUACUGAGAAGUGUUUCUAAUAUUUUGACCCUGUGGUGGUGUGUGUAUAAGGUAACCGAGGAAAAGGAUUCAUUUGAUGAAUCUCUUCUUUUGGCCUCAAAGUAGACAGUGCGGGUGUACCUAAUGAAGUGUCCGGUGAGUGCUUCAGGGGGAAUGGCCUCACGCUCCAAUGUAGACAUUCCUGACGCGAUGCAGUGUCAUCAGUCUGCAAGCAAAGCAGGAAUAACUUGAUUUUUUUAUGUAACUUCACCACACUGCAGGACUUCCUGUUAUUUUCAGACUGCAUGAUAACGGAAUUCCUUUACUCAACAGAGAUUUUCCUCUCUUCUUUUGUGGUCUUCUGUGGUUGAAGAUAUUCCUUGAUGCACAUUAACAGAGAAAUUGUAUUAUUUGAGAAAGUUAAGGUUCUGUAGGACAAUCAUGCAUUUUCCCAUCGUUGGGAAUAUAGCAGGAAACACAGGAAGUUGUUGGCCUUGAAGCUGUGGAAAGACACGGGGCAACACAAGUUGACCCCGACGGGACGGAUAUGAGCUUGUUAGGCCUUUCUCUCCUUUGGAUGGAAUGUAGGCUUUGUUUUAUGGAGCAAAAUGGAGGUACAUUGAAAACGCACAUCUUACUUUUUACUUUUAAAAGGAGUAUUAAUAGCAAAACAUAAGGUAAAAACAUUUUGGACAAAUGACAAUUUCAUUGAUUCAUGUCGCACAGGUGCCUCGCGUUAUAGCAUUUUUGGCAAAACCUCACCACUGUUAAAUACAAUAACUUUGAUGUCAUAAAUAAACUAUAACUGUAGUUUGUGUCACCAGGUUAAAGGCCUUGUGACAUGUAAUUGUCAUGAUGAUGAAGGGCCUCACACUGGAGCCUCCUCUCAUCCAGGCCAUCUUUAGCGCUGACCCAGAGGAUAUACGAAUGCUCAUAUGCAAGUCUGAAGACAUCAAUGCUUUGGAUGCUGAGAAGCGAACUCCGCUCCAUGCGGCCGCCUUCCUGGACGAUGCAGACAUCACUGAACUCCUCAUCCUCUCUGGCGCCCGGGUCAAUGCGAAAGAUAACAUGUGGCUCACCCCCCUCCAUCGGGCUGUGGCGUCCCGCAGCGAGGAGGCCGUGCGAGUGCUGAUCCGCCACUCGGCCGACGUCAACGCCCGCGACAAGAACUGGCAGACGCCGCUGCACGUGGCCGCCGCCAACAAUGCGCUGCGCUGUGCCGAGGUCAUCAUCCCUAUGCUGAGCAGCGUCAACGUGUCAGACCGAGGGGGACGUACCGCCCUGCACCAUGCCGCCCUUAAUGGCCACACGGAGAUGGUCAACCUUCUCCUCGCCAAAGGAGCCAACAUCAAUGCUUUUGAUAAGAAGGACGGGCGGGCACUGCACUGGGCUGCUUUUAUGGGUCACUUGGAUGUAGUGUGUCUACUGGUGAGUCAGGGGGCGGAGAUAAGCUGCAAGGACAAGCGAGGCUACACCCCCCUGCACACGGCGGCCUCUAGUGGACAGAUAGCAGUGGUGAAGCACCUGCUCUACCUGGCUGUAGAAAUCGAUGAGUCCAACGCCUUUGGGAACACGGCGCUCCACGUGGCGUGUUUCAAUGGCCAGGACGCUGUGGUGAGCGAGCUGAUUGACUACGGUGCUAACGUCAGCCAGGCUAAUAACAAGGGUUUCACGCCGCUGCACUUUGCUGCCGCCUCCACGCACGGAGCUCUCUGUUUGGAGGUCCUGGUCAAUAAUGGUGCCGAUGUUAACGUGCAGAGUCGAGAUGGAAAGAGUCCUCUUCACAUGACGGCUGUCCACGGUCGCUUUACUCGCUCACAGACUCUCAUCCAGAAUGGUGGCGAGAUCGACAGUGUGGACAAGGACGGCAACACGCCGCUCCACAUCGCCGCUCGCUACGGCCACGAACUCCUCAUCAACACACUCAUCACCAGUGGGGCUGACUGCACCAGACGAGGUGUCAACGGCAUGUUUCCACUGCACAUGGCAGCUUUGAAUGCUCACUCGGACUGCUGCCGCAAGCUUCUCUCAUCAGGCCGGAGGUUUAGCAUAAUGUGUAACGACUCGGUCCUGUGUGCAGGCUUCCAGAUCGACACCCCCGACAGUCAGGGGAGGACCUGCCUGCAUGCCGCUGCUGCCGGAGGCAACGUGGAGUGUGUCAAGUUAUUGUUGACGAGCGGCGGUGACCACAACAGGAGGGACAACUGCGGCAGGACUUCGCUCCAUUAUGCUGCCGCGAGUCGUCACUAUCAGUGUCUGGAGACCCUGGUGGCUUGUGGGACCGCCAUUAAUGCCACAGACAAUUGGGGGCGCUCUGCUCUGCACUAUGCUGCUGCUUCUGACCUGGACCGAAGGCGCCGUGUUGCUCUGGAGCCUGAGAGUGAAGGAGUGCAGGCGGAGCGGGAGAAAGAGGCUGCACUAUGUUUGGAGUUCCUGCUUCAGAGCGGAGCGACAGCCUCCCUCAAAGACAAACAAGGUUACAGUCCAGUGCACUACGCUGCAGCCUACGGGCACAAACACUGUCUGCAGCUGCUGCUGGACAGAGAUGACGGUUACCAUGACGACCCAGAAUGCCCUAACGCCAGGAGUCCUCUGCACCUAGCUGCAUACCACGGCCAUGCUCAGGCCUUGGAGGUGCUGCUGCAGGGCGAGAGGGAGGUAGAUCGCGUGGACGAGGCUGGCCGGACCCCUCUUGCCAUGGCGGCUCAGCGGGGUCACACAGACUGCGUGCACAUCCUCCUCAGCCAUGGGGCGUCAACGCGCACCUGCGACACUCAGCACGGAGGCACCCCAGUACACUUAGCAGUAAUGAACGGCCACACAUCGUGCGUGCGCCUCCUGCUGGACGAAUCAGACAGCGCAGACCUAGCAGACGCUGCUGACUCUCAGGGACAGACCCCUCUGAUGCUGGCCGUGGCAGGGGGUCAUGUGGAUGCCGUGUCUCUGCUGCUGGAGAGGGAAGUGGACGUCAACAUGGCGGACAACCAUGGCAUGACAGCACUGCACCUCGGGCUACUGUGUGGCCAAGAGGAGUGCGUCCAGUGUCUUCUGGAGCAGGAGGCUUCCGUGUUGCUGGGCGACGCACAGGGUCGCACUGCCAUCCACCUGGCGGCGGCGCGCGGCCACGCCUCCUGGCUGAGCGAGCUCCUGAGCAUCGCCUGCCCUGAACCAGACUCGCUGCCACCUGUUAGAGACCACCACGGAUACACGCCACUGCACUGGGCCUGCUACCAUGGUCACGAGGGCUGUGUGGAGGUUCUACUGGAGCAGAAAGGUUGUCGCUGCAUUGACGGAAACCCGUUCACGCCACUGCACUGUGCUGUGGUGAACGACCACGAGGCGUGUGCAUCUCUGCUGCUGGAGGCCAUGGGUUCAGACAUCGCUGGCUGCAAGGACGCUAAAGACAGGACCCCCCUCCACGCGGCGGCCUUCUCGGGUCACGUGGAUUGCGUCCAGUUGCUUCUUUCCCACGAUGCACCAGUGGAUGCCGUGGACCAAUCGGGUCGCAGCGCGCUGAUGAUGGCGGCCGAGAGGGGUCACAUUGGGGUCCUUGAGGUUCUGCUCAACAAUGCCACCAGCAGCCUCCAUCAAGCGGACAAGGAUGGCAACACUGCCCUGCAUCUAGCUUGUAAGAAUGGGAAAAAGAGGAGGCGUUUGUUAGAGGGAAAAGAAGAGUGCGCCCUGCUAAUCCUGGACAAAUUGUCCGACUCGGAGCGAAUCAACGCCACAAAUGCCGCCCUGCAAACCCCCCUCCACCUGGCGGCUCGUAGCGGACUCAAACGGGCGGUCCAGGAGCUGCUGUCUCGUGGAGCCAACAUUCAGACGGUGGACGAGAACGGUUUGACCCCAGCUCUGGCUUGCGCUCCCAGCCAUGAGGUGGCAGACUGUCUGGCUCUCAUUCUGGCUACCAUGAUGCCUUUCUGCUCCCCUUGCAGCUCUGGGGCCCCCUCCCCGGGUUCCCUGCUGAGGCAGCUGCCCCCUAAGGCGCCUAGAGGCCCCCCCGACGGCGCCCGACCCCGUGGACCGCGCAGCUCACGGAACCCGUCGGGACCCUCCAGCGAGGGGACCACAGAGAACGACUCUGAGGAUUCGGAAACGUUCUGACAUUGUGAGGUGAUGUCUUUUUGGACUGAAGAAGGUUGCAUGUUUGUUCUCUCACGGGUGCUGAAAUCCAAACUGACCUCGUUUCUCAGUCUUCACCUGGUGAGACCUUUUUUUUGUCUUUUACAAGAAAGACAGAAAAAAGCCAUCUUUUGUACAAAAAAAAACAAACUAAAUGUCCUUUUAGUAGUUUUUCCUAACAGGCUGGUUUGUUGUACAAAAUAAGCAGCUUUUAACACAAUAAUAAUGUUGAUUGAACAUGUCAACCUGCAACGAUACUCCUAUGGCGUACGCACUUAUUAAAAUUGCAGAGUCAUCGUCGCAACAAUCACUUUGUUACCUGAAGCACAAAGCUGGCUUGUUAAGAAAGACUCCAUUUUGCCCUUUUCCUGCAUGCCGACAUUCGUGAACCAGGGUAGCCAAUGCUUUUAAAGAAAAAGAAAAAAAUGAGAAAAAAACAAAUAAUUCCCGCCAAAAUCACCUGACAGGGAGUCUUCCUCUCUUCUUUGUUUUCAUUUGACACAAUGGUACAAAAACUGCCAGCACUUAAAUGUAAAGACACAAGGCCUUGACCUCUUCUAUCACCGCCCCCUCAACCACCGUGUGACUACCUACCAGCAAUGUGCCAUCAGUGCAGUGCCUUGACGCUUGUUUUUGUUUUUAAAUCGACAUUUCCUAAAAUACAGUAGAUCCUCGUUAUUCGCUCAUGGCGAAAAUACACGCACCAUUUAAUUAUGAACCACUUUUGUACCGUGUAUGUGUGUGAGUCAUUAGCUUAACACAGAAGUUGCCUGUAUGUGUGUAUGUUUUUCCGAUGUUUACUUUGUGCGCGCGCAGCAUUUUGAACUGUUUUGUUUAUAUUUGCCGUAAGCAGACAGUCGUGACGAAGGCAUCGCUGCCCGAGCACCUCCAUCGGUACUUUUUUUCCCCUCGAAGUUGAGAAAAACUAUCCGUGUCGGUCGUCGGUGUUCUGUUUAAAACAGAAAUAUCCCCACAACGUGGUUAAAAGUCGAUUCAUGUUAGCGAAUGCCGAGUCACGGAGCUGGCUAACUGCAGCUGUGAUAGUAGCUACCGUAGCUAGUAGCCUAGCCUCCACAAAGAUGCGUAAUGAGAUGAGAGCCCACUCUUUCCGGUCAUUCCACUUGUAGAACAAAUGCCACAGACAGAUGCAGAGUGAACCCUCUUGUCCUUCAGCCUGUGUGUCACAGAGAGACAAACGGAGUAUAUAUGCAUAUGAGUAUAUCGAGGGCGUCAUAAUUAUCCGUUUUUUUUAAUCGUUGAAUAAAUCGAUUUAUCCAUUAUAGUGACAGGCCUAACUAUGACACACACAAGCACAAGUUUUAUUUAUGUCUUAAAUGGCUUAUUUUCUCUUAUAAUGUCUACUAUAUUGGGUAAUACUGAUGUAAAGGAUAUGGGUGUUAUUUCAUGUCUAGAAGGCUCUAAAGUUUCAAAAACAGGUUUUCUACGCCAUAAUUACGAAAAUAUGAUUUUUAAAAAAGAAGCGGUUCGGUCUGAUUUCAAUUCACUGCGAUAAAUGAGCAAUGACUGUAUAGUAUUGUGCUAAUUGUGCAUUUAAAGUACACAACAUCACGUCUUGUCACAGCAUAUUGACUUUGUGAGACAGCACCCUCUGCUGGAUUCAUAGCUUCAUCACUCUCAUUUUGGGUUUAAGUUAAGCAUUAAACUAUGUAUAAUUUACCAUUUAAGGCAGAAAAAAUAAAUCUGGAAUACUGUUCCAUCACUACAUCGCGGUUCACCCUUUUGUAGAUUUAGAUUUACUUCUUUGUGGAGUUUUUUAAAGUAUGAACACGCAAUGUGUUCUGCAUCCUUGUGGUGUAUUAGCGUGAUUUAUUGGUGCUGUGUAUGUGUGGUAUUGUAUUUAGUACUGCUACCAGUAGAGGGUGUUGUAUACUCAUUUGAGAGUUAAAGGCAUGUCCAGAGGACCCGCUCAUUGUUUUCUGCGUUCUGAUUGUCUGAAGACCGUUGUCUCCUUCGCGCAGGACUGCCUGUUUCCUGUUGUAUGAUCGUUGUAUGUUGUAUGAUUGAGGAGGAACAUGUUUUAACAAGGAUACAAAAACAGCGCCAGGACAAGCCACAAUCAGAGGAGUGAAUGCGUGAGUCCCUUAAAUUUCAUAUGUCAAUCUCAUAAGUAGAAAUUUGAACUUUGCGAAAAGUGUAUUGUGAGGGAUUUUAUUAACUUAAGACGUAUAUUAUAAUUAUACAGUCAUUGAUGACUUUGUGGAUUUCAAUUAUUGUGGGCUAUUUUGGAACUUAUCCCUCCCACGAUAAACAAGGGAACACUGUAUGUGGGGAAUAGUCGAGGAUCUACUGUAUACAGUAAAAGGGUCAGGUGGCCUAAUCACAACCAGCACAUUUUAUCGCCGUUAUUUACAGUGAAUUUUUAGGAUGUGAUGAUCAGAUGUUUACCAUGGCGUUUUCACCGCACUUAGAAAAAACGUACUAUACUAUAAAGAAGCAAUACUCUGGGAAAGAAGAUUAAAUAUUCCAAGCAUAAAAUUGUUUAUUUUCCACUAAUGUUAAGGGGGGGGAAAUCAUUUUAGAAUGACAAAAUUGCAAUAUUCCGGGGGUGCAUUGGAAUGAAAUAAACCAAAAAAUUAUGAAAGAAAAAAGUUUUCACAUGGAUGAAAUUUCAAUAUUACAAGAUCAAAACAUCCAAAUCUUGCAAGAUGAAAAAAAACCCUGAAAUUUCACGGAAGAGGUAUUUUCACGAUUUGUGUGUCACUGAGACAAACGAAGUAUAUAUGCAUAUGAGUAUAUUGAGGGCGUCAUAUUUGGAUCAAAACAUCCAAAUCUUGCAAGAUGAAAAAAAACUCAAAUUUCACAUACAAGGUUAUUUUCACAAUUUUUGUUUUUAUCACAGCCAUUUCACAAUAAUAACCAGCAUAAAUAAAUACUGCGGGCCUAAUAAUGUUUUGUAUACGUUAAAUAGAUGUGUACUCACUGUUAUUUGGAGCAUCUAAAUGUGUCUUUUUGUAUUGUCACUCCACUGGAGCUGGAAGGCAAACAUUCCCAAUGGUGUUGAAUUGAAAACCAAACAGGUACUAGACUAAACCAAAUGUUCUUUUUUUGUCAUUUGAAUUUUGAAGUAUCAUAACUGAGAAAUAUGAAAUACAUUGAGGGCCAUGUUUGCUAUUGACCCAAACCACUAGAGGGCAUUUUAGUGAAUUUUUAACUAAAGGGCAUAAGGAAAUGAUGGUGUUGGUAAGUUAUACGGUAAUUUACGGACAUUUCACUUUGAAUGAAGAGAGAAUUUUUAUGUCUGUUUAUUUUUGCCAACUAUGCUCUGAUUUGCUGUUGGUGAACUUAAAGGUUGUAUUUGGUACUGCUCUUUUAUAUAUUGAUGCUUCAUAUGAGUUUUCAUUACAGACUCAACAUAUGACCUUAAAUUAACUUAAGAGACGAUCAGAUGUUUCCUCAGCACGUCGUUUUAAAAAACAACAAAAAAAACAUGUUUUUCACAGCAGUUCCUGAUGCAGUACGACUCGCUGACGGCUGUUCGUCAGCUACACUUUUUGUUUUUAUAUAUAUAUUGUACAAUUAGAACAUUAAAUGUGUGCAGUUUG
This is a messenger RNA of Doryrhamphus excisus (bluestripe pipefish), 9584 nucleotides long. Lineage: Eukaryota; Metazoa; Chordata; Actinopteri; Syngnathiformes; Syngnathidae. The record is from RefSeq and is a predicted model, not a curated record.